AUGCUUUCAAGAACAGCCUUACGCCGAGUCGCUCGACCUCAUUCUUCUUCUCCUCAACCACUAGCUAUCCGACAGUUAUCCUAUGCCUCGGUACGACCUUCUCCCAUAGCUCUUGGCAAGCGGCCUGCCCUGCCUGCUCUUUCCGUUGGCUCCCCUCUCCUAGGUUCGUCGAGGAAUAUCUCUUGGACACCAUGGCGAACCGCAUCUCCCCAAGCUGCACCUAUAGAGGAACCCAUACACGCAGCCUCAGCACCUCCUGUGACUUCUCAGACACCGCCUGAACCAAUAUUAUCCGAAAGUCAUCCAGAUUUCACAUCAGCCUCUUCCAUUCAACCUACUUUACCUGAAUCCUUAACCUCUACCCCAACUGUCGACCCCUCAUUGUUACCUCAACCACCAGCAGAUGGAGUAACACCGACACUUGCAGAUCUGAUUUUAAAUUCCGGUAAACCAUUAGAGGAGGUAUUGCAGUCACCUGAAGCUGUUCAUGCUGCCAUGCAGGUGUCAGAUCUAAAAUUAUUGGGUUAUGAACAUGGUUUCUUCAGUAUAUCCGGAUGGUUUACGGAUGCUAUCGUAGGGUUACAUACGACUACUGGACUACCAUGGUGGGCUACUAUCGCCUCCAUCACCGUUGCCAUUCGACUCGCUCUUUCACCUAUCCUCGUGUCAACCCAGAAACACAAUGUCCGACUCGCUGCAGUCAAUCCUCAGAUACAAGGCUUGAUGGAAAGAGCUCAGGAGGCUAAAUCAAAGGGAGAUGUUCAUGCUCAAGCUCUCACCGGACAAGCUAUGCGACAAUUGAUGAAAGAUCACAAUGUCAAUCCACUUCGAGCACUUCUUCUACCAGCCAUUCAAUUACCCAUCUUCUUGACAUUCUUUAACAUUAUCCGAGGAUUGGCAAACUUACCUUUACCUCAGCUGAAGGAGGGUGGUAUAGGAUGGGUUACCGAUCUUACACAAGCGGAUCCAUACUACAUCCUUCCCCUUACUUCCUUGUUGUUCACCAAUCUGGUAUUCAAAUACGGUGCGGAUGGUAUGGGUACAGCUCAGAAAUCUGGAUCACCAGAAAGAACCGCCCACAUCAAGAAUUUCAUCCAAAUGACGACUAUCGCAUCUCUACCCGUCGUCUCAUACUUCCCGGCUGCUAUCCUAUUUUACUGGACUUUCUCGACCGGUUUCACGCUCUUGCAAUCCAUUAUCCUACGACAACAAAUCGUGAAAAACAUCCUCAACAUCCCUACUCCACCUGUCGUACCACCUCCUCCUGGACAAAAAGAGUUCAAGAACCCUAAUUGGAAGGACACUAUCAAAGCUGCGAAAGGUUUCUUCGAUAACAGGAUGGCUCAAGCUCGAGAGAUGCAAGCCGAUCAAGAAGCUCAGAAACUCCGAGAACAAUCGCUCUUGGCUAGAAGUAGAAUUCAACCUUCAGUCCAAUCUGUUGAGAGGAUAAGAGAGAAUGCCCCAGCUCCAGCUUCUAGUGCUGCUGAAGCCCCUGCUGCCCCUGCUGCUGCUCGUCCGACGUCGACCGCACCUGCCAGGCAGCUAAGUCCCAGAGAGGCGGAGAAGCAAAGGAGAGUGGCUGCUGCCAGGAGGAAGAGGUCUGGCCAAUAG
Messenger RNA from Kwoniella mangroviensis CBS 8507, 1611 nucleotides. RefSeq lists its product as uncharacterized. Gene Ontology annotation, biological process: protein insertion into mitochondrial inner membrane from matrix. Gene Ontology annotation, molecular function: membrane insertase activity. The transcript is spliced from 5 exons. Gene Ontology annotation, cellular component: mitochondrial inner membrane. The record is from RefSeq and is a predicted model, not a curated record. NCBI's taxonomy places the organism in Eukaryota, Fungi, Basidiomycota, Tremellomycetes, Tremellales, Cryptococcaceae. Bases 1 to 1611 code for a protein of 536 amino acids.